AUGGCUGCUGCAGCGCAGGACCCCCUCCUCCUGUUCCGACAGGCAAUCGCGACAGGCCAGCCCGUCACCCCCGUUGCUGGCGACUCGGCCGACGAGGCGCCUCUUUCACAAGCCACCGAGAUCCGGUUCGCAGACUCGACCGCCCUCCCCAUCGACUCGCCGACGCGGUUCCAGCCCGACGAGUCGACCACCAUCGACCUGCGGUCCAUCUACUUUGCCUGGGUGAACCGCGACCUCGCCAUCCCCGACUACAAUGCGGCCGCCACGGCGCUGAACGAGGAGCUGGCCGCCAAGGGCCUGGGCGCCACCGUGCACAAGCUCGCCUUUGUCGAGCGCGUCGACCUCAUCACCUGGCUCGAGGGCGGCGGCGAGAGCGAGUACAUCAAGAAGCUCCCCGGGGACGCCGCGCCGGCCGCCGGCGCCGAGGCCCUCAAGAGCUCCUCCCAGCAGGCCGCCGCCGCGGGCGCGCGGGCGGGCAAGGGGUCGCUCGACCCGCGGCUGCAGCAGAUCUACGCCGGGGAGCGCAAGAUGGGCGACCGCAACACGGUCCUGAGGGGCGUCAAGCCCAUCGACUUCUCGGGCGUCCGCAAGCACGCCACGCUGUUCACGUCCAGGAAGCCCGGGCAGCCGGGGCAGCAGCCGCACCACCCGUCGUCGUCGGCGGCGGCGGCGGCAGGGGGAGGGCUGGGCGGCGCGGGGCUGCCGCUCAACCAGAAGCCGGCGCGGCGGCCGGACCCCAUCAUCCUGCUGUCGCCGUCGGCGUCGUCGCUGCUGCGCAUCUCCAACGUGCGAGCGUUCCUCGAGACGGGGCGGUACGAGCUGCCGGAGAGCGGGUCGACGGCGACGAUGCUCAACAUCAUGCGGGUGAUGCGCGAGAUCGACCCGAACCGGGCGAUGCGCUUCAUCCUGGUCGAGGGCCCCGAGAACUUCAAGCCCGAGUACUGGAACCGCGUCGUGGCCGUCUUCACGACGGGCCAGCCGUGGCAGUUCAAGAACUACAAGUGGAGCAACCCCAACGAGCUCUUCCGGCACGUCCUGGGCGUCCACGUGGGCUGGCGCGGCGACCAGGUCCCGGAUAACGUCCGCAACUGGGGCCACCGCGUGCAGUGCUUCACGGUCGACAAGUGGAGGGACCCGGCGCUGCCGGGCGCCGAGGCCAGCCGGUUCCGCGACAGGGAGGUGGUCGAGAGCAUCUGGAAGCAGAUCGAGAACAACAUGAGGUCCAAGGGCUGGAGGAAGGACGCGGCCCCGGCGUCUAUCUAG
This is a messenger RNA of Diaporthe batatas, 1263 nucleotides long. RefSeq lists its product as uncharacterized. The record is from RefSeq and is a predicted model, not a curated record. Gene Ontology annotation, cellular component: Cdc73/Paf1 complex. Lineage: Eukaryota; Fungi; Ascomycota; Sordariomycetes; Diaporthales; Diaporthaceae. The transcript has a single exon. Bases 1 to 1263 code for a protein of 420 amino acids. Gene Ontology annotation, biological process: transcription elongation by RNA polymerase II; positive regulation of transcription elongation by RNA polymerase II. Gene Ontology annotation, molecular function: RNA polymerase II complex binding.